AUGAAGGACGACACAGACGCCAUCAAGGCCAAAAUCCAGGAUCAUUUAGUGUCCCUGGGGAAUUACGAGAUUAUCUCCAAGCAGCUUAAGCUUAAGUUGUACGAGGCUGGCUGGUUUGAUGAGAUCUCCCAGGUCGCCAGUAAAGAGCUUCAAAAGCCAGGACUGGAGGAGAUGAAUUUUGAAAACUUGUACAACUUUUUGAGGCCCAAGGCUGAAGAGAAGGUGCCCGAGUCUGUGAAAGAGGAUGUUUUGAACAGGAUAAAGGAGUAUCUUGACGAUGCGAUCCAGUACCCUCGGGCUCUCCGCAUCCAGGCUCUCCGCUUGGCCUCCACCAAGCAGAUUGGUGGUGGAGGAGUUCCUGCCAAAGACUUGACCCCAAGAAAGUUGGACACAGACUUCACCCUCAUGUCCGAAAAAACUGCAUCGUCGCCAGUCGACUACGCCUUGACGUCGCUCGACGCCAUUGCCAUGUGGGCGAGAAAAUCGUCCUUUUGGCCCGUCACUUUCGGUUUGGCCUGCUGUGCCGUGGAGAUGAUGCAUGUCUCUGCUCCCAGAUAUGACCAGGAUAGAUUGGGUAUUAUUUUCCGUGCCUCGCCACGUCAGUCGGAUAUCAUGAUUGUGGCCGGUACUGUCACCAACAAGAUGGCUCCAGCAUUGAGACAGGUGUACGACCAGAUGUCUGACCCUAGAUGGGUUAUUUCCAUGGGCUCGUGCGCCAACGGAGGCGGCUACUACCACUACUCCUACUCGGUGGUCAGAGGCUGUGACCGUCUUAUUCCAGUGGACAUCUACGUGCCCGGCUGUCCUCCUACGGCCGAGGCCUUGAUGUACGGUGUUUUCCAGUUGCAGAAGAAGAUGAUGAAGACGAGAAUCACCCGUAUGUGGUACAGAAACUAA
Molecule: messenger RNA, 897 nt
Organism: Candidozyma duobushaemuli
Lineage: Eukaryota; Fungi; Ascomycota; Pichiomycetes; Serinales; Metschnikowiaceae
Product: NADH dehydrogenase [ubiquinone] iron-sulfur protein 7, mitochondrial
Exons: 2
Coding region: 1-897 (298 amino acids)
Biological process (GO): electron transport coupled proton transport; mitochondrial respiratory chain complex I assembly; aerobic respiration
Cellular component (GO): nuclear pore; SAGA complex
Molecular function (GO): 4 iron, 4 sulfur cluster binding; quinone binding; NADH dehydrogenase (ubiquinone) activity
Source: RefSeq, a predicted model, not a curated record